Molecule: messenger RNA, 2222 nt
Organism: Micropterus salmoides (largemouth bass)
Lineage: Eukaryota; Metazoa; Chordata; Actinopteri; Centrarchiformes; Centrarchidae
Gene: eapp
Product: e2f-associated phosphoprotein
Exons: 6
Coding region: 89-1000 (303 amino acids)
Biological process (GO): positive regulation of cell population proliferation
Cellular component (GO): nucleus
Source: RefSeq, a predicted model, not a curated record
AAGAAGAGGAGGCGGAAGUCAUCCGGAGCUUGUUGCUAACUCGCUAGCAGCUCAUGAUCUUGUUCGUGAACUUCGUCAAACACUUAAAAUGAACAAAUUGAAUAAAUCAAACGACUUUGAUUCGUAUGAGAUCGAGGAGCCGAGCGACGAGGAGAGGGCUGAGGACAGUUCGGAGGAUGAGCUGGAUGUGCUGCUGAACGGGACUCCGGAGCAGAAGAAGAAGCUGAUCCGAGAGUAUCUAACUGGGGAGAGCGAGUCGUCCAGCGGGGAUGAGUUUGAGAAGGAGAUGGAGGCGGAGCUCAGCUCCACCAUCAGGACCCUGGAAGGAACUUGGGGUCCAGCAACAGCAGCAGAAACCCCGGGAAGCGGAGGAGGAGCAGUUGACGGCCCUGGACUUCCUAACUCCCGGAUGUACGAUGAGAUUUACUUUGACUCUGACUCAGAGGGGGAGGACACACCAAGUGGCUCCACUGGCCGGAGGCGGAAACAACGGACCAUACCGACCAAUGAUGAGCUGCUGUACGACCCUGACGAGGACGACAGGGACCAGGCCUGGGUAGAUGCCAGGAGGAGAAGGUAUCAAAGCAGACAACGGCCAGCUGCAGGGUCUCAGUCGCAGCCUCGUCAGUCUCAGGGUUUACCCAGCAGCGACGCCAUCCUGAACUGUCCCGCCUGCAUGACGACGCUCUGCUUGGACUGUCAGAGGCAUGAAAAGUACAGGACGCAAUAUCGAGCCAUGUUUGUCAUGAACUGCAAAGUGAAGAAAGAUGAGGUGUUACGCUACAAGACCCAGCAGGAGAGGAAACAGAGGAACAGGAAGAGGAGGAGGGGGCAGAAAACAGAAACUCCAUUGGACGAGGCUCCCGACCUAAGGCCGGCGGGGAUGGACGCUGAUGAGGUUUACCACCCGGUUCAGUGCACCGAGUGCUCGACCGAGGUGGCCGUGUUCGACAAAGACGAGGUCUACCACUUCUUCAACAUCCUGUCCAGCCACUGCUGAGACAAACAAGCAGACCGUUUUUUAUUUCAUGGGUUUGACCGUGACUCUUCACCUCGCAGCAGCUUCUUCAGCUACAGCACUACAGAAGAAGCUUUUUUUUUUAGCGUCCUGGUUGAGAGGGAAGAAUCCUGCUGCGGUUGCACGGAGUGCCUCGAAAACAAUCAGAAUCAGAAAAAUAAAAACUCAAAGUCGAUCACAUGGUUUGUCAUAUCUUCAAAUGUUUUUCGGACUUAAUACACAAGAAUCUGAAUUUUAAGGUCAAUGCGAUAUUAAUAUUUGAGAAUUACAAAAGCUGGGGAACGAUAGAUUGGCUGUUGGCUAACCUGUUUGAGAAGGCUUCCUGGUAACACUUUACCUUAACACCCUCCGUUUAGCAUUCAUAAUCAGUAUACAAACAUUGAGUAAAUAUGUUUAUAACACACUAUAAUAUAGCUGUAACCAGAUAUAAGUGUUUAUUAUUGUAUUUAUUGAUAACCGCUAUAACUCCUCCUGUGGGUGACAAUAAGUAUGAAUGACAAUGUAGUACAACACUGUUGAUUUAAAUUAUAUAAAAUGUGUUGGCAUAGGUGAAGUUAUAAUAGUUGACAAAUACUGUACAUUAAUAAUAAACACUGAAAAUGUCCUUAUAUCUGCUUACAACUACAUUAGAGUGUCCAUUAAGUAUUUGUAUACUGCUUAUAAAUUCUCUUAAAACUAAAUGUUACUCGCUUGCCAACUUUUGUCUUUCUUUUUUUUUUAAGAAUUGUGACCAAGAAUAGUGUACCGAGAGGAAGCAGUUGAAUAAACUUGUCAGUGCUUUCAGUGCAAAGACACAUCUGUGAUUCCGAUUUCUUAUUUUUUAUCUGCUAACAUGUACUUUUAUUGUUAUAUCUCCUCUGUACACUGUAGGCACAGGGAAGUUUCCACUACAAAGUACAGGACCAAUCUAAUCAAGAAACUCCUUGGUCUGUUUGUUUGAGUUGUAAACAGUUGACUGGAAUGUAGUAGAACUUGUGAAAGACUGCUGUUGUGUGCUUGGUGCUCUAAUGAUUGAGUCAACAUAAGCUAGUGUGUAUUCGUGGUAAUGAAGGAACACGUCACCAUCACUGGUGUGUUUUAAUAGUUUUUCAUUGGACUUCUAUGGCACAGAAGAAAAACAUAUACAUUAUCAGUCAAUACUUGUUAGAAGGAUGAAUAAUUGUUCUUCUUCGUGGGACAUUAAAACACAAGUAGCAUAUGAAUG